Paramuricea clavata is the source of this 476-nucleotide messenger RNA. NCBI's taxonomy places the organism in Eukaryota, Metazoa, Cnidaria, Anthozoa, Malacalcyonacea, Plexauridae. The record is from the annotation of a GenBank genome assembly.
AUGGCGGAAGCGGCUGUGAAGAAUGCCAAAAGUCUCAUGAAGAAAUGUUUCGGAAACUGGGAAGAGUUUCGAUCGAGAUGGAGCGAGUGGCGCAAUAUCCCGAGGAGCAACGGCAUUAGCCCGGCCGAAUUGUUGCUAGGACGGAGACAGCGAGGACUGCUACCCGUAAUUCCGCCACCAGACACAACCGUUAAGGAAAAUCCCAAAGUCAAAGGUAAACCGUUGAGAGAUUUGAAACCCGGCGAGAUCGUAUGGCUUCAAAACGUCAACACGAAGAAAUGGGACGAAAGCGGAAGAGUGACGUCGAUGAGACAACAUGGACGAUCUUAUUGGAUCGAAACGGAAGCUGGCUGGAAAACAUUGAGAAACCGCAGAUUUUUAAAACCUGUGAAGAAUGCCAAAAUGACACCCAAGAAACACGAAACGAAGUCAAAGUCAAACGUGGGGAUCGAAGACGUUCCAAGAAGAAGCGAAAG